This is a messenger RNA of Salarias fasciatus (jewelled blenny), 3237 nucleotides long. RefSeq names its product B-cell receptor CD22-like. Bases 48 to 2435 code for a protein of 795 amino acids. The transcript has 12 exons. The record is from RefSeq and is a predicted model, not a curated record. NCBI's taxonomy places the organism in Eukaryota, Metazoa, Chordata, Actinopteri, Blenniiformes, Blenniidae.
GAUUCUGACGCACGGCUCUUCACCCUGAGACGACGAGGAAAGCAGCUAUGAGUUUAUCUGCAGCUGUGAGGGGAUUUGUGGCCAUUAUUCUCUCUAUUUCAGUGACACAGGGUCAGACGGACUGGGGGGUGAACUAUGGUCCACCUGAGAUCUGUGCCCUGAAAGGAUCCACAGUGGAGAUACAGAGCACCUUCACAUAUCCUCUCAGAAAGAAUGGACUGAAAACGACAGUGGAGCAGAUGUUCUGGUUCAUACAACGCGAGAACAGUGAACCAGUGGAUCUGAGAACAGACUCGCAGUACGCAGGCCGUGUGCGUUAUGACUGUGGUGACAGGAAGUGUAUUCUGAGCAUCACAGACCUGACAGAGAGGGAUUCAGCUGAGUACAGGUUCAGGUUCAUCACAAACCAUCCAGGUGGGAGUUUUACUGGAAAACCAGGAGUCAAACUGUCUGUCACAGGUCUGAAGGUGCUCCAGAAAAAAACAUCUUCGUGCACAUUAGAGUCCUGCAAAUGGUCAGAGAUGGAGUGCAGCAGCAGUUGUGUCCCUCAACCUUCUUCCUACAUCUGGUACCAAAAUGGGCCGAAAAUUGACAACUCACAAAAAUUAUAUUCAGCAUAUUUUUAUUCUGUGGCCAGUGUUUCCUGUGCUCUGGAAGGCUCUGAGAGUUUUUCUUCUCCCACACUGUGUGUCUUCAGUGGUUCAUGCACUGCGGUGACUUAUGCCAACAGAAGCAUCUGUGCCUUCAGAGGAUCAUCAGUGAGCAUUUCUUGCACAUACAGCAUCAGAGAUGGUGCUGAUGAGCCAGAAUUCUGGUUCCGUCAACGGGGGACGACCACACAGCCUGAAUACGUUCAUAGAGACCCUCGAUACGCAGAUCGAACUCUGCUCAAAAUCAUAAAGACAGAACAAUCCACACUGACCAUCAGGAACUUGACGAAGAGAGAUUCAGGAGAGUAUCGCUUCAAAUUUGGAAAGAAGAGCGACGAGUGGACAAACAGUCUCCCAGGAACGACUCUGACAGUCACAGAUCCAGAUAUCAAGGUGCAGGUGAUCUGGUCUCCCGUUGGUCCAAAGCUGAUCUGUCACAGCAGCUGUUUACGCCCUGGCCCUUCUUCUUUUGUGUGGUACAAGAAUGGAGAGAGAAUCCACAGUGAAACAUCCUUCCUGUAUGGAGGAAUGGUCGAUGGAGCAGACAGACUCUCCUGUGCUUACGAAGGUUACCGCUCUGACCCAGUGUAUGCUCCCACAGUUCCCAAAGUGUUGAUGAGUCACUCUGGUGACGUUAUGAAGGACACUUCAAUCUCUCUGAACUGCAGCAGCGACGCUAAUCCACCGGCUAAAUAUUUCUGGUAUAAGAAGAACCAAAUGCUGGUUCAUGAGGAGGAGCUCCUCUUCAGCUCCAUCCAGCCGUCUGACACUGGAGACUAUCACUGUGAAGCUGAGAAUGAUCUGGGAAGCGUGAAGUCCACAUCUGUCUUCAUCAGUGUGAAAUAUGCUCCUAAACCUCCCUCGGUGUCGGUGAGUCCGUCUGGUGAGAUCGUGGAGGGAAGCUCAGUGACUCUGACCUGCAGCAGUGAUGCUAACCCAGCAGCUAGCUACAGCUGGUACAGGGGGAAGCAAACUCUGUCAGAGGAACAGGACGGCCUUCUUCACUUCAGCUCCAUCAGCGAUAAAGACAGAGGAAACUACUACUGCCAGUCCAAGAACCAACAUGGACAGACCAACUCUACGCUACAAUACUUAGAUGUCCAGUAUGCUCCUAAACCUCCCUCAGUGUCGGUGAGUCCGUCUGGUGAGAUCGUGGAGGGAAGCUCAGUGAAUCUGACCUGCAGCAGUGAUGCUAACCCAGCAGCUAGCUACAGCUGGUACAGGGAGGACGUCUUACCGUUGGCUUCCAGUCAGGUCUUCACCAUCCACGACUUCAGACCUGAAGACACUGGGAGUUAUCACUGUUUAGCUCAGAACAGCAGAGGAAUUCAUAAAUCUGCCCCACAUCUGAUCGUGAUAGCAGGUUCAUGGAAAUCGGCAGCAAUUGGAGCGUCGACUGUCAUCGUCUUGACUCUCGUCGUCCUCGCUGCCUGUCUUUAUGUGAGAAGAUCAAAGAAAUCUACAAAACACAGUAAAAAUGGAGGGACAUCGGCCGAUGCCAACUCCGAUUCGGUAAACAUGAAUCCGGAGCACGACACCCCAUCAGGUGCAGCAGAAAGACAACCAACCGAACCAGACUGUGUCUACAGCACCAUCGGCCCCCAUCAGAGCCAGGCAGACGCUUUGUACUCAAACAUUAGCAGAUUUACCCCGAAAACAGAGAAAGUGGACGAAGAGGCUGAUUUAGAUUACAGUGUUAUCACGUUUGACAGCAUUGCAAGAAACAGAUAUGAAGAAAAUGCAAAUGAAUCGAUCGUGUACAGCACAGUCAACAAAAGGAAGUGACAACUUGACACCAGUUCUCGGUGAAUGUUUGAUUGACAGGAGUUCAUUCUGUGGUUGAUAGUUUAAAAGCAAAAAAUGCAGCUGAAAAAAGGAUUAAAAACAUUUUGAUGCAGAUAAAAUGGGUUCAUGCAAGCUUUGUUUUAAAUGCAUGCAUUGCUUUUUGAGUUGCUUUUGCAGCACACACUUUUUUUUCAGUAUUCAAGUGAACAGGUUUAACAAAUAUAUAGACAAGACUGUGUGCGUGUGCGUGUGCAUGUGCGUGUGCGUGUGCAUGUGUUCCUGUAUUUCUAUUUUUGUGUGGCUUCAAGAAUGAGUUGGACAUGAUGGUGGACAGAUCCAAAAUUGGUUCCACCCUGGCAAAAGAUCACAGUUAAAAUGUUAUUUGUUUUAAUUGAUUUCUCUGUUGUCCACUGUUUUGAUUGAUCCAAACAAUUGUUGUGACGUUUGUGAACACCUUUGAUCAGAUACUGUGAAAAUGCAUCAUUGUUGCAUUUAGGUUCCACAAAAGUUUUGCAUUUGCAUGGCAACACUUUGAAAACAAUGUCUGUACACAGAAACGUGCUGAAAACAAUGUAGGUUUCACGUUGGGCCACUAGAGGGUGCUGUUUGGUUUUGUCAUGAAGUCACACACAUGCGGUAAACAAUACACUGUCACCAUUAACAAUGGGAAGUACAUGGACUUUGUUCAAGUUGAAUUGCUGAUACAGUGAAUCUCAACUGUUAAACUACUAAGUCAAAUUCAAAUUAAACUUCAGUUUUAAUAUUGUUCCCUUUCAGGAUGACUUGUCCUCUCCUCUUUCUG